This is a messenger RNA of Impatiens glandulifera, 2020 nucleotides long. RefSeq names its product IRK-interacting protein-like. NCBI's taxonomy places the organism in Eukaryota, Viridiplantae, Streptophyta, Magnoliopsida, Ericales, Balsaminaceae. The record is from RefSeq and is a predicted model, not a curated record. The transcript is spliced from 2 exons. Bases 136 to 1857 code for a protein of 573 amino acids.
UCUUUCUCUGCUGUUUCAUCACAUGCGUUCACUAAGAACAAAAAAACAAUUCAUUCUCUGGUUUACCCUUUUGGAUCUAUCAUCUCAUCUGCAAAGAGAAUCCAGGAAUCAAUCCUCUGUGUUUUGUCUCUGUUGAUGGCUGCCACAACAACCGAUGGAAACGAGAUUAGCAGGGAAGAGGUUCAAGCAGCCAUUGCAAAGGCAGUAGAGCUCAGAGCUCUUCAUGCUGUUCUUAUGCAAGGAGGGAACAUGAACAUGAACAUGAACAUGAACAUCUCCAACCUCAGAUUGCCGGCUGCCGCACACCAUGCUCCCCAAUUCUCCGGCCAUGAUUACCCUGUUUUCACUCCGAGUUAUGAAGAAGAUGCUCCAUGGCCGACAUGUUACCAGCAACUACAAUUGGAGAACAGCUCAACAGUUUCAGAUUGUUGGAAUGAUUAUGUUAACGGGAAGAAGACUGUUAAUAGUCAUGAUGAUCCAAUCAUCAAUUCCUAUUGCAAGACAGUGGAUUCGUUUUCAAUUAAGAAAUCAUUGCCAUCUGAUGAUCACAAUUCUAUUGCCAAUUCCACUGUAAUAAUAUCUCCCAGCCAUAGCCGCAGCCGCAGCCAGGAUUUCUGCAAGCACACAAACAGGAGGAAUUCCUGCAACAAAUGCAAUCCGGCUAUUAUUUCCAUUGAGACAGAUAGUUCGGCCAAGAAAGUCAAGAGCUCCAAAUCCGUCGUGCCAUUGAUAGAAUCCCAUUCUUCAGUCCAAACCCAUCAAAAGAAUCGCGGGAUCAAUUUCUCGUGGCUGCGCUUGAAGAAGAAGAAAAACAAGAUCGAAGAAACUACCUCACCGAACAGAACGACAGCAGAAUCGGACAGGGUUUCUCAGAUAUCGAAGGAAACGGAGAUAGUGUCAAUUGAGAUGUUAAAGAAGGAGCUUGUAGAAGCUCAAGAGAGUCGGGCAACCGCCUUACAAGAAGUUUCCGGAAUGAAAUCGUCGCUGGAAGAGCUGAAAUUGAAAUUGGAAUACUUGGAAACAUACUGUGAGGAACUCAAGCAAGCUCUAAAACAAGCGAUCCAAACCCAAUCAUCGAAUGAAUCUAAUAAGCUCGAUUCUCUUCCCGAAAGAGGAGAAUCUCUUCCCGUUAUGCCCGUUAGCGACGAAGUUAUGGUGGAGGGAUUUUUGCAGAUAGUAUCCGAAACAAGAUCAUCGGUGAAGCAAUUCUGCAAGACUCUGAUAACCCAAAUCGACGAAACAGAUCAUAAUUUAACCGAAAGUCUCAAUAGUCUUCUAAAACCAUACAAACUAAGUCUAGAUUCAAAGUUUUCAAAGGCAGUUCUUUACCAUCUAGUUGCCAUCAUAAACCAGGCACUAUUCCAAGAUUUCGAGAACUCUAUAUUCCAAAAGAACGGAUGCCCAAAAUUCUUGGAUCCGAACGAAGACCAACAAUCCCAAUUCGCGUCGUUUGUGGGUCUGAGAAACCUGAGCUGGAAUGAGGUUCUGAGGAAAGGGACGAAGUUCUACAGUGAAGAGUUCAGCAGAUUCUGCGACCAGAAGAUGAGUGGGAUCAUAAGUGGGUUGAGUUGGACGAGGCCAUGGCCGGAGCAGAUGUUGCAGUCGUUCUUUGUAGCGGGGAAGUGCGUUUGGUUGCUUCAUUUGCUGGCGUUCUCGUUUAGCCCUCCAAUUGGGAUAUUGAGGGUUGAGGAGAAUAGAGGUUUUGAUCCACAUUACAUGGAGGAUUUGUUUAUGGAGAAAAGGAGAUCGAAUGGGCCUUACAGAGUCAAGGCUAUGGCCAUGCCUGGGUUUUAUGUGCAGGAUAGGGUUCUUAAGUGUAAAGUUAUUUGCAGGUAUAAUAAUAAAUCAAUCACAUAGCAAUAAUAAUAUCAUAAUUCCCUUUUAUGCUUCUUUUCUUAAUAUGAUUAAUUAGUAUUUUAGCUAGGGAGAAUUAUAUAUUCUAAUGCUUGUUUAUGUGAUGAAUGAAUUGCUUUUUGUAUAAUGUUGGAUGUUAUGAGAUGAGGGUCUAUUUGUUUAGAGA